UUGACACCCGUUUGGCCGAAUGAAGUGAAAAUGACACGAAUUGGUAGAGAGAGGGUAUUAUCGUAAAAAUGAGGGUUUUGAUUGAUGUUUUGUAACAUUGUAAGGACAUUGUAAGGACGCAUACACAACAACAACAACAACAACUCAUUCUUCCCCCGGAGACACCGCCGGCCUCACCUUCUUUUUCUCUCAUUUCCUCUCUCUUUGCUUCUCCAUAUUAUUACACGAUGGCUACGACGGAGUCUAGUGCCGCUAAUUCGGCACCAGCCUUCUUCCCUCCUUGUGACAAGGACAAGAAGCCUGUCUGGAACAAGCCUUGUAUGAGCUCAUCCCCUCCUCUUAUGGGAGCCGAUUCAUGGCCUGCUUUGUCUCCUCUAUCUUCCCACAAGUCUCCCUCUUCCAAAGGUUUAUCUGAUGGAUCAUCGCCAAUGCCGCAGGCAGCUGCUGCUACUUCAUCUGAUUACCAUAGUGUUAAUGGCCAAAGGAAACCUUUUAGACGAAAUAACUCCACCUCAUCCUCUAACCCCCACCCAAAUGCUGAUCAGAAUCACACCCAAAGGAGUGGCGCAGCAACUACUCAGUCCCGUAAUCCUCAUCAUAGGCAUCAUCGCAACGGCAGCAGCUCUUACCCUGGAAACAGGCAGCGCAACUUCGAGCAUGGGCACUCUAAUGGGAGAGGAGACAUGCACUUGCAACCACAGAGGGGUGUUGGGACGAUGAGACCGCAGAUGCUGAUGGGGCCACCAUCUAGCGCACAAUAUAUGGCAGCAGCGCCUCAAAUAGGUUCAUAUGGUGGCCCCAUGCUUUACCCUGCUGAUUAUGCGCUGCACGUCUUUAUGCCGCAUCCUCCUCCAGAGUCGAUAGCUUUGGUUGGAAACUUCCCACCUCCUCCACCCAUAUAUUUUCCCAGCUUUGAUCCCAUGCUGUCCAAUAAAAUAUUGACACAAGUAGAGUAUUAUUUCAGUGCUGAUAACUUAAGCAAAGAUGAACACUUGAGGGGUCAGAUGAAUGAUGACGGUUGGGUUCCUGUUAGAAUAAUAGCAGGGUUCAGAAGACUUACGGAACUGACAGACAACAUUCAGACUAUAUUGGAGGCGCUCAGAAGUUCAGAAGUUGUGGAAAUUAAGGGUGAAGCAUUAAGGAGGCGAGGAGAUUGGGACAAGUAUUUACUGCCUCAUGGACCCUCAAGCUCUGGUCCUGCGGCCUCACUGGGGGGCUCAACUUGAGAGCAUGACUCUAUCAGAGAGGAGCAGAGAGGGAGAGUAAUGAGACGCUUGAGUAAGAAAGAUGUGUUUUGUUCCAUUUGCAACUCUUUGUUAGACACCAUGUUGUCUUUGUCUUUUUGGAUUGACUCUACUUGAAACAGCAUUAAAAAAUAUGUUAUUCUC
Brassica napus (rape) is the source of this 1388-nucleotide messenger RNA. Its product is annotated as la-related protein 1B. NCBI's taxonomy places the organism in Eukaryota, Viridiplantae, Streptophyta, Magnoliopsida, Brassicales, Brassicaceae. The transcript has 6 exons. The coding region runs from base 228 to 1226 and encodes 332 amino acids. The record is from RefSeq and is a predicted model, not a curated record. Gene Ontology annotation, cellular component: nucleus. Gene Ontology annotation, molecular function: mRNA binding.